Molecule: messenger RNA, 2701 nt
Organism: Oryctolagus cuniculus (rabbit)
Lineage: Eukaryota; Metazoa; Chordata; Mammalia; Lagomorpha; Leporidae
Gene: ANGPTL1
Product: angiopoietin like 1
Biological process (GO): blood coagulation; blood coagulation, common pathway; platelet aggregation
Cellular component (GO): fibrinogen complex
Molecular function (GO): extracellular matrix structural constituent; protein-macromolecule adaptor activity
Source: RefSeq, a predicted model, not a curated record
CAAAGCCUAGCUCUAGUUCCUUGUAACAAAAACUGAACUCAUCAGCCUGCAAGUACUUCCACUAAGUGAAGUUCAUGCACGUUAAAGGUCUCUGGCAGCCGCCUGAAACGUGUUUUGUAAUUGCCACUGAACUCCGAUAGUUUGUUUCCAGAUGGUGCCCUUCCUUCAACCUGCACACAAUCUCUCCUUGUUCCCAGCUAUUCAACCUCCUGCUGAUCCCACUACCCCCACCCUAUUUAAGGCUACAGAGAGGAAAUCCUAAGGAGGAGAUUUUCCCCCUAGUCUCCAGCAAUUUUGUUGGUGACGUAAUAUGUGGGCUGAACUUCAGUCCACUGAGAAAGAGGGAAUCACUAUUCAAGGGUACUGUAUAUACAAUCUGUGUCAGCUGCAGCUGGUUACCGCAUUUCUCCAUGUGGCAGACAGAGCAAAGCCACAAUGCUUUCUCCGCUGGAUUAAGGACAGCCCACAGACCAGAACUUCUACUAUACGACUUAAAAUUACAUAGGUGGCUUGUCAAACUCAAUUGAUUAGUACUGUAAAAAGAAAAAGAAGCCCCUUAUUACAGCUUGGAUUCAACGGUCCAAAACAAAAAUGCAGUUGCCAUUAAAGUCACAGAUGAACAAACUUCUAAACUGAUUUUUUAAAUCAAGAAUAAGGGCAGCAAGUCUCUGGAUUCGUUUUACCAACAGACACAAAAAGACGUCAUUGUACAACUUCAUUUCAAAAUGAAGGCUUUUAUCUGGACCGCAGGUGUGUUAAUUUUCCUGCUGAUUGGCACUGGACACUGUAGAGGAGGACAGUUCAAAAUAAAGAAAAUGACCCAGAGGAGAUACCCUCGUGCCACAGACGGCAAAGAGGAGGUGAAGAAAUGUUCAUACACGUUCCUGGUGCCCGAACAAAAAAUAACAGGGCCGAUCUGUGUCAACACCAAAGGGCAGGAUGCGGGCGCCAUGAAAGACAUGGUCACCAGGAUGGACCUUGAAAACCUGAAGGACGUGCUCUCCAGGCAGAAGCGGGAGAUAGACGUCCUGCAGCUGGUGGUGGACGUGGACGGCAACAUCGUCAAUGAGGUGAAGCUGCUCAGGAAAGAGAGCCGCAACAUGAACUCCCGCGUCACUCAGCUCUACAUGCAGCUGCUGCACGAGAUCAUCCGCAAGAGGGAUAACUCACUCGAGCUUUCCCAGCUGGAAAACAAAGUCCUCAAUGUCACCACCGAAAUGCUCAAGAUGGCAACCAGGUACAGAGAACUAGAGGUGAAAUACGCUUCUCUGACUGAUCUUGUCAAUAACCAGUCUGUGAUGAUCACUGUGCUGGAAGAACAGUGCUUGAGAAUAUUUUCCCGACAAGACACCCAUGUGUCUCCCCCUCUUGUCCAGGUGGUGCCACAACAUAUCCCUAACAGCCAUCAGUACACCCCUGGUCUGCUGGGAGGCAAUGAGAUACAGAGGGACCCAGGGUAUCCCAGAGAUUUAAUGCCACCACCUGACCUGGCGACUUCUCCCACCAAAAGCCCUUUCAAGAUGCCACCUGUAACAUUCAUCAAUGAAGGACCAUUCAAAGAUUGCCAGCAAGCCAAAGAAGCCGGGCACUCAAUCAGUGGGAUUUACCUGAUCAAACCUGAAAACAGCAAUGGACCAAUGCAGUUAUGGUGUGAAAACAGUCUGGACCCUGGGGGUUGGACCGUUAUUCAGAAAAGAAAAGAUGGCUCUGUCAACUUUUUCAGAAACUGGGAAAAUUAUAAGAAAGGGUUUGGAAACAUUGAUGGAGAAUAUUGGCUUGGAUUGGAAAAUAUCUACAUGCUUAGCAAUCAAGAUAAUUAUAAAUUGUUAAUUGAACUGGAAGACUGGAGUGAUAAAAAAGUCUACGCAGAAUACAGCAGCUUCCGUCUGGAGCCUGAAAGUGAAUACUACAGGCUACGGCUGGGCACGUACCAGGGAAACGCAGGGGAUUCUUUGAUGUGGCAUAACGGAAAACAAUUCACCACACUGGACAGAGAUAAAGAUGUGUAUACAGGAAACUGUGCUCACUUUCACAAAGGAGGCUGGUGGUACAACACCUGUGCACAUUCUAACCUAAACGGAGUAUGGUACCGAGGAGGCCAUUACAGAAGCAAGCACCAAGACGGAAUAUUCUGGGCUGAAUACAGAGGCGGGUCAUACUCCUUGAGAGCAGUACAGAUGAUGAUCAAACCUAUUGACUGAAGAGGGACAGUCUUUCAGGUUAAAUGGCAUAGAACUUUGUAUUUUUCUGUUCCUAGAAAUGUAAAUGUCACAUGUAUAUUACUUUGCACAUUUAUUUCUACAGUUUCCAAAAUGAAUUUUACAAUUCUACAAAAGGAAUCUGAGAAUGUAGUUCCAUCUUGCUUCAACAUACCACAGAAUACUAUUUGUAUCCAUAUCCUAGUUGAAAAAAAAUUACAUUGCCUGGGUAUAGACAACAUUUAUUUUCUAAAAUGUACAUAUUUGCCACAUGUAAAACAAAUCUUAGCUUUAUUUUAAGUCAAAAAUGAAUAUAUGUCUAAGAUACUUAACAAUUUAUUUAAAAACUAUGAAACUGCUCUGAUUUCCAACAAAAAACAAUUUUUAAGAUUUCAGUCAAGUAAGCCAUUUUAUUUAUAUAAAGACAGGAAAUUAGAGAGAAAUCUCUAGUUUUGCCAACAGAAAAUACAUUUUCCACUGAAUAAAGAUUAUUUCAAGUCAAA